Messenger RNA from Desarmillaria tabescens, 1132 nucleotides. RefSeq lists its product as uncharacterized. The transcript has 4 exons. Lineage: Eukaryota; Fungi; Basidiomycota; Agaricomycetes; Agaricales; Physalacriaceae. The coding region runs from base 207 to 755 and encodes 182 amino acids. The record is from RefSeq and is a predicted model, not a curated record.
CCUGAAACGACAACACAACCAAACAAACUGUCGAGGCAAUCAAUCCGUCACGUUUCUCCUCUUUUUCUCCUUCCCUCUAUCCCGCCCACGCUGCUGCGCCCGCCUAUUCCUUCUCGAAUCGCCGACGCUCGCUCCUUCAUUCACGAUUUCCUUUUUCUGUCCUUCCUCGACAUACCCAUAUACGACCCCACGCAAAAAGACCAAAGAUGCGGUUAUCAAAUGUCUUGCCUAUACCCCUCGUCUUCGCCACCGCUGCCUCUGCGUAUUUUAUGAUAUCUGAGCCCACGGAAGGUGCGCAAUGGCGGAACGGCGCUGUGAAUGACGGAGUCGAUUCGUUCGAUGUCGAGAUGACGAGGCUCAGUGAGGAUGGUCUGACAUACAUCGCCAGCACAGUCCCCGCCGACAAAGCCUCGCCGUCGUCAUUAAACGUAUACCUCGAAGACAUCCCAGCAGCCGACGACUAUUUCCUACUAUUCCUCAACUCUACACAUGGGGUCAUGUAUACCACCUCUCCCCGGUUUAGCGUUCUCAAUUCUUCAAGUACCGCUACCUCCACGUCUGGUUCGACACCCACGCCAGACAGUGCCGCUCCUACCGUCACGGUAAGCGGAUCGCCAAAUCCAACACAGGGUUUCGUGACGACCUUUGCGGCUGUGUCGAGUGCGUUGCCAACGUUGGUAGAGUGGAGAGCUCUCGUGGGUAUAGGUGCAGCGCUGGUCGCCGGCCUUGGUGGAGCCCUAUGCGUAUUCUUCUAGUCUAUCCCUUUUUCUAUAUUCGCCUAGAAUCGCCGGGUUUCUGUUCGAUAUGUCGCGUCGCAAUUGAAGGAAAAUGAAUGUUGGAUGGACCUCCCCCUCGCUUAUUCAUGCAAAGCCCCUCGUUAUACCUACUUUAUAUUUAUCUCUCGGGCCUAAUGUACUAGGGAUUCUCUUACACAAUCGCAUUUCAAACCCGAAUGUAUGAUCGACGGGAUUUUCGUUGCUGCGCUCUGGGGAAUACACUGCGCAAUGCGCAUCUACCAGCGUUUUCGUAAUAACUUGCGUCUGUCGCCACCGCCGCUUGACGUACAGUUUCUCCGCUACCGGCGGGAGGAAGCGAGCCGAAUGGGUAAAUACCGCAGUACUCGGGUUUCGCA